AUGCUGAGAGCUGUCCUCCAUAUUACAGACUAUGUGGGAGACAUGCUGAGAGCUACCCUACAUAUUGGAGACUAUGUGGGAGACAUGCUGAGAGCUGUCCUCCAUAUUACAGACUAUGUGGGAGACAUGCUGAGAGCUGUCCUCCAUAUUACAGACUAUGUGGGAGACAUGCUGAGAGCUGUCCUCCAUAUUACAGACUAUGUGGGAGACAUGCUGAGAGCUGCCCUCCAUAUUGGAGACUAUGUGGGAGACAUGCUGAGAGCUGCCCUCCAUAUUGGAGACUAUGUGGGAGACAUGCUGAGAGCUACCCUACAUAUUGGAGACUAUGUGGGAGACAUGCUGAGAGCUGUCCUCCAUAUUACAGACUAUGUGGGAGACAUGCUGAGAGCUACCCUACAUAUUGGAGACUAUGUGGGAGACAUGCUGAGAGCUGUCCUCCAUAUUACAGACUAUGUGGGAGACAUGCUGAGAGCUGUCCUCCAUAUUACAGACUAUGUGGGAGACAUGCUGAGAGCUGCCCUCCAUAUUGGAGACUAUGUGGGAGACAUGCUGAGAGCUGUCCUCCAUAUUGGAGACUAUGUGGGAGACAUGCUGAGAGCUGCCCUCCAUAUUGGAGACUAUGUGGGAGACAUGCUGAGAGCUACCCUACAUAUUGGAGACUAUGUGGGAGACAUGCUGAGAGCUGUCCUCCAUAUUACAGACUAUGUGGGAGACAUGCUGAGAGCUGUCCUCCAUAUUGGAGACUAUGUGGGAGACAUGCUGAGAGCUGUCCUCCAUAUUACAGACUAUGUGGGAGACAUGCUGAGAGCUGCCCUCCAUAUUGGAGACUAUGUGGGAGACAUGCUGAGAGCUGCCCUCCAUAUUGGAGACUAUGUGGGAGACAUGCUGAGAGCUACCCUACAUAUUGGAGACUAUGUGGGAGACAUGCUGAGAGCUGUCCUCCAUAUUACAGACUAUGUGGGAGACAUGCUGAGAGCUACCCUACAUAUUGGAGACUAUGUGGGAGACAUGCUGAGAGCUGUCCUCCAUAUUACAGACUAUGUGGGAGACAUGCUGAGAGCUGUCCUCCAUAUUACAGACUAUGUGGGAGACAUGCUGAGAGCUACCCUACAUAUUGGAGACUAUGUGGGAGACAUGCUGAGAGCUGCCCUCCAUAUUGGAGACUAUGUGGGAGACAUGCUGAGAGCUGUCCUCCAUAUUGGAGACUAUGUGGGAGACAUGCUGAGAGCUGCCCUCCAUAUUGGAGACUAUGUGGGAGACAUGCUGAGAGAUACCCUACAUAUUGGAGACUAUGUGGGAGACAUGCUGAGAGCUGUCCUCCAUAUUACAGACUAUGUGGGAGACAUGCUGAGAGCUGUCCUCCAUAUUACAGACUAUGUGGGAGACAUGCUGAGAGCUGUCCUCCAUAUUGGAGACUAUACUGUGGGAGACAUGCUGAGAGCUGUCCUCCAUAUUGGAGACUAUGUGGGAGACAUCCUGAGAGCUGUCCUCCAUAUUGGAGACUAUGUGGGAGACAUGCUGAGAGCUGUCCUCCAUAUUACAGACUAUGUGGGAGACAUCCUGAGAGCUGCUCUGUAG
Messenger RNA from Salmo salar (Atlantic salmon), 1578 nucleotides. The record is from RefSeq and is a predicted model, not a curated record. NCBI's taxonomy places the organism in Eukaryota, Metazoa, Chordata, Actinopteri, Salmoniformes, Salmonidae.